Eruca vesicaria subsp. sativa (arugula) is the source of this 635-nucleotide messenger RNA. NCBI's taxonomy places the organism in Eukaryota, Viridiplantae, Streptophyta, Magnoliopsida, Brassicales, Brassicaceae. The record is from the annotation of a GenBank genome assembly.
AUGGAGAAACAGUUGCAUAAAACUAUGGAGGCUGCUCAGGUUGAACGAGGCAUCCGAGACACAUCACCAGAAAAAGAGAAGGAAAAAUCUCCCAAGCAUAGAGGAAUAUUCCACCUCCACCAUCACUCAAAAGGUGAGAAAGAGGAAGACAAGACGAAGAAAGAGGGGUCAAAGAGAGAGAAGAUAGCUGCAGCGAUGGUUGGUCUUGGAGCCACCCUCAAGAAGAAGAAGGAGAAGAAGAAGAAGGAUAAGGGCCACCGUGGACGUGGUGGAAAAGAGGAAGAAGGAGCAGAGGAGGAGGAAGAAGAAGAAGAGGAGGAGGAGGAGGAAGAAGGAGGCGGAGAUGAUGGUGGGGAUGAAGAAGGGGGAAGCAAGUUUAGUGCUUUCCUUUCAAUGAUCUCUGGAGCAUUUGAAGAAUAAGAUUAUCUUAUGAUCACUUUGUUGUAUAUUAAUUCGAACUUGCUUUUACAGUUGUUGUUGUUUUUCUUUAAUAAUUUGAAGCAUGUUGUUCUAAAGUUCUUUUUAACACUUGGUUUUUAUUAAACUGGUCCAAAACCAUACAUCAUAUUUUAAAAAAAUGAACAUAUCUAUUAAUAGAAGCAAUGUCAAAAGUUGUAAAUUCCAUCUAAGUGAAA